Molecule: messenger RNA, 465 nt
Organism: Schizosaccharomyces japonicus yFS275
Lineage: Eukaryota; Fungi; Ascomycota; Schizosaccharomycetes; Schizosaccharomycetales; Schizosaccharomycetaceae
Product: glutaredoxin Grx1
Exons: 1
Coding region: 84-383 (99 amino acids)
Cellular component (GO): cytosol
Molecular function (GO): glutathione disulfide oxidoreductase activity
Source: RefSeq, a predicted model, not a curated record
AUACCUUUCUGAUAAAUUAUAUAAAUAACGCGGGCCCCGCUUUUGCAUUCAGAGACGCUUUUCCUGUCUAAUCCAUUACGAGAAUGUCUGCCGUUAAAGAAUUUGUUGACUCCGCCGUUGAGGAGAACGACGUUUUGGUCUUUUCCAAGACUUACUGUCCUUACUGUUCUGCUACCAAGAAGACCCUCAAGGACGAGGGUGCCAAUGCUAAGGUGUACGAGUUGGACACCAUGGACGACGGUGACGAGAUUCAAAGCUACUUGGCUACAAAGACUGGUCAACGCACUGUUCCUAACAUCUUCAUUCACAAGAAGCACAUUGGCGGUAACUCUGACCUUCAAGCCAUCAAGAGCAAGGGUCAAUUGAAGGACCUUCUCGCCUAAGUUGUUUAUGUACUAUUUUAUUUUGAGACUUAAUGAAUCUAUGUGUCAGUAGACGAAGCAAUGACACCUUUUCGCAACAUUA